AUGCAGGAGAGCCUACUGCUGUCUCUGCUGCCCCGCUUCGUGGCCCAGGAGAUCAUUAAAGACAUCUCGAACGAAGAGGACCAUCGCAAGUUUUUCUCCUCCCAGUUCCACAAGAUAUACAUCCACUGCUACGACAACGUCAGCAUCUUGUUCGCAGACAUCCAGGGUUUCACGGCGUUAGCGUCUCGCUGCUCGGCGCAGGAGCUGGUGAAGGUUCUCAACGACCUCUUCGCCCGCUUCGACCGACUGGCCAAUGAAAAUCACUGCCUGCGGAUCAAGCUCCUGGGUGACUGUUACUAUUGCGUGAGCGGCCUGCCCCACGUGCGACCCGAUCAUGCUCACUGCUGCGUCGAGAUGGGUCUACACAUGAUUCAAGUAAUCAAAUUCGUGAGGCAGACGACAGGGGUGGACCUGAACAUGCGCAUUGGCAUCCAUACCGGGUCCGUACUCUGCGGUGUCCUGGGACUCCACAAGUGGCAGUUUGACGUGUGGUCUAACGACGUCACACUGGCCAAUCACAUGGAGUCGGGAGGAAUCGCAGGACGCGUGCACGUGUCCCAGGCCACUUUGGAUGCUCUGGGUGACUCGUACGCCGUCGAGCCUGGCUUCGGCGAGACCAGAGAUUCGUACCUCCGGCAGCAGAACGUCCAGACCUUCCUCAUCAAACGAACCGAGCCGACAGCCUACAAAAAGGGCUACAAGCGGCGCAAACGCCGCAGCAACCCGGAAGAUCGCCAGAGCGUGGCCAGCGGGGUCCUGUCCAACGGUGCCAACAGCGACCACAGGUCCAGCGCCAGCACCAACAGCACCGUCGGGGCUCACAGCGAAGAGGACGGGCCUACGGUCGAGUGGACGCCCGAAAUACCUUUCGAGAACCUGGACAACCUGGUGGCUUUUGCCGAAGACGACAAUCUCGAAGAUGGCGACAGCGUCUCGGUCGGCGGCACGGGUCCCGAGAAUUCCAGUUCGGAAUACCGGCGGUCGUCCAAAGACGAGGUGCGAGGCUCCAUGCGAGAGCACGUAGCGCUCGCGGCGUCCAUCAGCGAAGACGUGGACGACAUCAUCGACCACGAGAUAGAACUCGAGAGCAACAAAAAGAUGCGCAGAGAAAACGUCAAUCAGUUCACGUUGGCCUUCAAGUGCCAGCUCACGGAAAAUCUGUUUCAACAGCAUCAAGUUCAUGAUACUGUGUUUCGUUCUAACAUGACCUGUGCCUUUAUCACCUGGAUCUUCAUUGUCAUCUGCCAAGGAAUUAUGCUUCCAAAGUCCUUCUUCAUGACUGUAUCAUACUCAUCCAUCUCCGGCUUGUUAGCACUUGUCCUUGUGGCAGCGGUGGGCAGUGAAUGUCCGUGGUCCCCGGUGCGCCUUGUGUCCAUCUCCAGGACUCUGGAGGAGCAGUGCUUCUGGAGGAACAUCGUCAUCUGCUCCACACUCUUCCUCAUGUUCGUCGCCUCUACUGGCACUAUGUUUGUUUGCGACAGGACCCCGCAAAAUUCAACGAUGGCGUGCAGAUUUGAAUCUGCGGAAAGUUCGCUGUGCUGCUAUCCUCAGUACUACAUGUUUUCCUGGAUGUUGUGCAUGGUCGCCUGCUCCGCCUUCAUCAAGCUCAACUACCUCAUCAAGGUGGUUAUGCUGGCGGGAAUGGCGCUCACCGACAUCGUCCUGGUGAAGGUCUUCUUCCCCACAGUGUUCAGGCGAUCUCACAAGGGAUACGAAGUAAUAGUUUCAGUAGACGACCGGAUGCCCAUCCUCAUAGCCGUAUUUUUCUACAUUGUCGUCUACCACUGCAGGCUGACGGAAGUCACAUCCCGGCUGGACUUUCUGUGGAAACGUCAGGCACAGACGAACCUUCAAAGCAUGCGUGAAAUCUGCAGCUACAACACGCAGCUCCUGCGCAACGUUCUUCCAGAUCAUGUCGCCACCUAUUUUCUUACUCAUGACCGGAAAAAUGAGGAACUUUAUGCCCAGUCAUACGUCUGCUGUGGCGUUCUCUUUGCUUCCAUUCCAAACUUUGCAAAUUUUUACUCUGAGGAUAUUAACAACGGUGUGGAAUGCAUUCGACUGCUGAAUGAAAUCAUAUUUGAUUUUGAUCAGCUGCUGGAUGAUGAGCGGUUCCAGUGCCUGGAAAAAAUCAAGACAAUUAGUAGCACAUAUAUGGCAGCCUCUGGUCUCAACCCAAAAGAUCAGAAUUUGUGCGCUUGGGUCCACCUUACCGCUCUAGUCGAUUUUGCAUUUUCUAUGAAGGAAGCUCUCGAGGAUGUAAACAAGCACUCCUUCAACAAUUUCAAGUUGCGCGUUGGAAUCAGUCACGGACCCCUCGUCGGUGGAGUGAUCGGCGCCAGAAAGCCGGUAUACGACAUCUGGGGCAACACUGUCAAUGAAGCCAGCAGAAUGGACUCUACCGGAUCCUUGGACCACAUCCAAGUCCCCAGAGCCACGGCGCAACUUUUAGAGGAGCACGGCUACAAUGUCCAGUACCGCGGCCCCGUCCAGGUCAAGGGCAAAGGGACCAUGGAAACCUACUACGUCCUCGGCAAGAAGAUAGCCCGGGUGCGAUCCAUGAACCGUCAUCCGAGCACCAGGAGUACGCUGGCGGCCUUCGUGUACGGACUAGUGCAAGCGCGGAAGAAGCAGGCCCUAGGUUCAAGUCUUAGUGUUCCGAGCCCGAGACAGAGGACUUCGCCAAACUCGGGGUCGUUCAUCAAGAAGCAGAAGCUACACCGCAUGCUCUCUGAGACACCCAACUCGGACCGCAAGCGCAACAGGCUACGGGAACGAAGGAUGACCGAGACAGCCGGAAGUAGUCAGUCAUUUCCGGACAUGAGAAGUGCCGACCGUGAUGAAUCGUUUACCUCGCCGUGAGGACCGCCGUGUUGGUUUGUGCUAUGUGCUUGGUGCGCGUGUUGGACGGAACAGUUUCGCAUUUUCACCGCUGCGCUGUGACCGACCACUGGCGCAAGAACUCGUGUGGAAUAGGACAUGAUGCUUCACUCAUGAGGACUACACGGAAGCUCGGGUCCUAAGUGAAGUGAUGAACAAAUUGGAAACUCACCGGUCCAUCGUCCUACCCCUAUCGCAGCCCUUCCAUCUUUGAAGAGUGUGCUGAUUCGUUUUAUUUUCACUGUCAUUAAAACACCUACGAUCGGAACGA
Ixodes scapularis (black-legged tick) is the source of this 3151-nucleotide messenger RNA. Its product is annotated as adenylate cyclase type 8. Gene Ontology annotation, molecular function: adenylate cyclase activity. The record is from RefSeq and is a predicted model, not a curated record. Lineage: Eukaryota; Metazoa; Arthropoda; Arachnida; Ixodida; Ixodidae. Gene Ontology annotation, cellular component: plasma membrane. Gene Ontology annotation, biological process: intracellular signal transduction; cAMP biosynthetic process; adenylate cyclase-activating G protein-coupled receptor signaling pathway. Bases 1 to 2862 code for a protein of 953 amino acids. The transcript is spliced from 18 exons.